Messenger RNA from Coregonus sp. 'balchen', 6466 nucleotides. NCBI's taxonomy places the organism in Eukaryota, Metazoa, Chordata, Actinopteri, Salmoniformes, Salmonidae. The record is from the annotation of a GenBank genome assembly.
GGUAAAGGCUAUUCACCCAGGAUUCUCGAUUGUGGAAUACUGAAUACACAGCCAUCUUGGAUCUAGCUACGAGGAGAAGGGAAAUUAAUGCGGUGAGGUUUUUUCAGUAUUUUUCCCUCAAAUAUAAACCCGUUUGGUCCGACUCAAAUCGUCACAUCACAACACAUUCAUCUUUGUAGUCCUUGUCAUUCGGUUUGGUGUGUUUUGGACGGGGUGGGCAGAUUUUAAUUCGAAAGGUGUUCUGCGCUCUGUUUUUGUCUGUGGCUCCUAGCGUAAAUUGAGACCGAGAGGUACUGGGAACUGGAUAGGAGACAAAACAGGCCCAACCUGCACGUCGCUACCUAUAGGCAAGCAGACUGCCUGACAAGGGUUGUUGAAUUGGAGGGAUUUAGCUAGCUAGUUUAGUGAUGCUUGUUGUUGAACCGGCUGUGAAUUUGGAACAAACUGUUAUUAUAACUAAUCAGACUCGCGCUGUAUUGUUAGUUAACGUUAGCCACAACAUGCUUUACGGAAAGUUUGGUGUAGAGAAUAAUAACUGAACCUUAUAGUGGCACCUGAGCAGAAGCUUGUUGAAUUGUUCUUAGGCAACGCUGCAGUGAUGCACUGUAUGUUGACCAAUGCAUAAUCACACACCAGCAUGAUAUCAGUGAUUGGAAAAUCAACAACAGUAUAAAGGCGAUUGUAAAUGUGUUUUGUAAGGCACACUGUAUACACCCGUACUUGACUUGGGCAGGAGCUGAGUAGCACCUCAUAUUUUCUACUGCUUGAGCUCCUGUUCCUCUUAUACGGUAGUAUAAUAGCUCAAAACUAUUGUGGAGCUCCUGCACCUAAAUAUAAACAGUGCAGGCACCCAAAAUGAGUACUGGAACCUAUUUAAUUCCAAGUCAAGCACUGGUAUGCACACAUUGCGCAAGGUGUGGGCGUGUUGUCUGGUAGUGAGAUGUGAUGUGGGACCAGUUUAAACUGAAAGUGUAGUAGACCAUAGUCAUAGGACUAACACUACUGCGUGGUUUUGUGUUUCACUCCUGUCCUGUCCAUGAUCGUUUUUUAAAUCUGAUAUGAACAGUGUUGUGAACCAUGCUGGUCCACAGUCUCAAUUUCUAUGGACUGUUGAGGAAUUGAGAUAUGAAAACCUGUUCCUUCAUCCCACUCUCUGCAGGUGACAAACGGCAUGUUCAGUGCUACGAGAAAGAAGUUUGUAGAGGGGGUGGAAAGCGACUACCCUGAUGAGAACAUGUACUACAGCCAGCCGUCCAUGUACCCACAUCGGUCGGACAAAGACGUAAGUGCUCUGUCUGCUCGAUCGCACAUCCCUGCUACAGCUCCCUUUGAACUUGAAGUAAGUAAAUAGUUUUCCAAAUCUUUCUAUAAUGUAAAUCUGUUUAUGGUUAUUUUUCAUAUUUAGGGAGAUUUAGGCUACUUCAUCAUCCUAUAUGCCCAUAACUUUGCCUUAGCAUUGAUGUUGUUAUUAUUAUCCUUUAAAUUGAAUAGCCCAAUUACUUUGUAAUUACAGUGUAACGUGAUUUGUAAAGAAUGAUAUACGAACUGCCCUAAUGUGCAAUUAUGUGUUAUUGAUAAAGGUGUUGUCAUCUGUUGGUAUUCUUGUUUCCAGUCCUUCCCUCUCUCUUUAUGUGGUUUAUCUCUCGUUCUCCUCCAGAUGCUCUCGUCUCCCUCACCGUCGUCAUCAGGUCAACUGUCCCAGCUUGGGGCCAGUUUAUAUGGCCCACAGAGUAAGCUGGCUGCAUCUGUUCAAUUUCAUUUCUGUCCGUGGUUUUCAGGGUCUUUCCUACUAAGGCUGUAAUACAUUUAGGUCUGUAACAAUUUUAUAGUCAAGUCAUACCUGGAGCUAUUUGAUCUACUAGAAUAAUUACCCUAUAAAUGUAUCCGAUAAAUAUACCCAAUUCAAAACAGACUUCAACACUUUUCCCUUAGACACUUCUUGUUUAUCUCGAAAGAUUGCUAUGAGAAAUAUCCAAUCUUUUGGUCACUUUGGAAUUUGAUAAGAGUUCCAUGUUGACUGUUUCUAUUUCUCCUGUUGCAGGUGCACUAGGCUUCUCAAUAAGGGGCAUGGGCAACAACACGCCUCAGUUAAACCGCAGCUUAACGCAAGGCACUCCGCUACCGAGCCAUAUCACCCCCACCACUGGGGUACCCACCAUGUCCCUCCAUACCCCACCCUCGCCAAGCAGGUGUGUGUAAGGUGGAGAUGCUGGAGAGAGAGAUAUUCUGGAGACAGAGAGACCACAUAAGCCAAUGUGUUGAAAUGCCAUGGAAUCAUUAUUCUGCUGUUUAGUUAGUUAGUUAGACAGUCAGUUCAGUUCAGUAGUUCCAGAGCAGGACAGGACAUUAUUAGUAAAAUAAUCACCUGGCUUCAUAUCAACCCAUUCUGUUCACCCAUUAGUCUAACUCUAACACGUGAUGUCUCCUCCACAGGGGGAUCCUGCCGAUGAACUCGAGGAACCUGCUGAAUCACUCCCAGGUGGGCCAGGGCAUCGGGAUGGGCAGUGGCAGGACCAACAGCAUGGGCAGCCCCAACCGCAGCCCCCCCAGCAUCAUCUGUAUGCCCAAACAGCAGCCUGCACGGCAGCCCUUCACCAUCAACAGGUACACAGUCUGGCUGGCCAUACAACUGAAACAUCUGCUGUUCUCAACUCUCUGUAUAAAAGUCUAACUCAUCAAUAGUUUUUUUGUGAUGAUUGAAAAUAGAUAUAAAGGUGAUCCAGUUGGAGGCUAAAGUUGUCCUCUGUAUUUCUGUAGCAUGUCGGGAUUUGGGAUGAACCGGAACCAGGCGUUUGGGAUGAACAACUCGUUAUCAAGCAACAUCUUCAAUGGCACAGGUUAGUAGUGUGUCUCUUCAAAAUAACCAACUAUCUGAUGUUUUUAUAACAUCCACUUACCUAUCCAUUCACACACACUAUAAGACACUGUCAGCAUGAAGAGUAACACCAUUUUACCCAUAUGGCUUUCUUACAAGUCUUUAACCUACCCCUCACAGACGGCAGUGAAAACGUGACGGGGCUAGACCUGUCUGACUUCCCUGCGUUAGCAGACAGGAGUCGGAGGGAAGGAAGCGGAAACCCAACGCCGCUACUUAACCCACUAGCUGGAAGGGCCCCCUAUGGUAAGAACUUUUAAUAGUGCACCAGUAAGGGUUUAUAAUAGUGGACUAGACUAGGAGGGUUACCCAUUGUAAGGGCUCAGUGUAGUGCACUAGAAAGAAGGGCUCCCUGUAAGAAGGACUCAUUGUAAUGCACUAGGCUUGGAUGCUAAGGGCACUUGGCAGUGCACAUGUAAAAGCAUCACUGACUCAUCAAAUUACUGUGGGCCAGUCAGUACUGCUAGACAUAUUCUCAAUGUAAAUACUCAGCCCACUUCAGUCUCUUUUCAAAUAUAAACUGUGGCGAGUUGUGAUGAAAAAGGGAAAGGCCUUCUCCAAUGGUGUGUGUGUAUAUAACCCAAGGCUAAACUUCUUUCUCAUUGUGGUGAUUUAUUUAAGAAGCCUCUUCUCUUCAUCUCAUGACCUCAUCAGUUGGCAUGGUGACGAAGCCAUCGAACGAGCCGACGCAGGAUUUCUCCAUCCACAACGAGGACUUCCCUGCACUGCCUGGUCCCAACUACAAGGACCCCACGUUGAGCAACGACGACAGCAAAACUGUGAGUCAAACAGACAGACAGGCUGCCUUUAGCCUGGUUGUCAGUCUGUUUUCCUUGGUCGUUGUCAUGCCAAACAUGGAUAAAGCUGAAACGGACAGGCAACUAGACAAGGCCUCCUUAUGUUGAGCAACAACAGCUACUGCAUAUUCAAGUCUUUCACCAUAGAAUUAGUAGAGUGGACAUCCUAUAUUCAACGCAAUGUUCCAUGAUGGCAUGUGGCUUAUAGAUGUAAUAAAAAUAAGAUGAUUAUUAAUUCAUUUGUUUUUUUGCUUUGUGCAGAACCUAAACUCUACAGGCAAGAGCACGUCCACUGGAGACGGGCCUAAGUUCCCCGGAGACAAGACGAGCUCAGCACAGAACAACAGCCAGAAGAAAGGGAUCCAGGUGUUACCUGACGGUGAGCCCUCUCAACCAAUCACACCUCUCUGUCUCAACCUGGGUACCUCAGUGGGUUUUGACAUGGUUCCUGCAUGACCGUUGGCCAAUGGUAUGGUCCACAUUUGCGUUAGCUGGACAGAAAGCUCUACUUGGUUAUUUUUUUCCCUCACUGUGGAUUUUCCCACCUCUGUAGGGCGGGUGACGAACAUUCCCGGGGGAAUGGUGACGGACCAGUUUGGGAUGAUUGGCUUGCUGACGUUUAUCCGAGCAGCGGAGACGGAUCCGGGCAUGGUGCAUUUGGCACUGGGGAGUGACCUCACAACGCUGGGACUCAACCUCAACUCUCCAGAGUAAGACGGUUGCUCUGUCUGAACAUUAGGUUGGAGGGCUACAGAAGUCAAAAUCAGUGUUUUGUCAGAUGUUUUUAUUCAUCUAAAGUAAUUUUUUUAUUCAUCUUAAGUUAAGUCUAUGUUGAGAGUAACAUCUCCCCACCUCUCCUGACAGAAACCUGUACCCCAAGUUUGCUUCCCCCUGGGCAUCGGCACCGUGUCGACCUCAAGACAUUGGUAAGACAUUACACUGACCGUACACGCACACAAACCGCACUGAGCCUGUUGGUGAUCUGGUGCCUCCUCUCUUUCAGACUUCCACGUCCCGUCUGAGUACUUAACCAACAUCCACAUAAGGGACAAGGUAGGUGAUGAAUCAGUAAUCCCCUUUCAAGUGGUAUUGAACCUCCCGAGUGGCGCAGUGGUCUAAGGCACUGCAUUGCAGUGCUAGCUGUGCCACUAGAGAUCCUGGUUCGAAUCCAGGCUCUGUUGUAGCCGGCCGCGACCGGGAGACCCAUGGAGCGGCGCACAAUUGGCCCAGCGUCGUCCAGGGUAGGGGAGGGAAUGGCCGGCAGGGAUGUAGCUCAGUUGGUAGAGCAUGGCGUUUGCAAUGCCAGGGUUGUGGGUUCGAUUCCCACGGGGGGUAUGAAAAAAAAAAAAUAAUAAUGUAUGCACUCACUAACUGUAAGUCGCUCUGGAUAAGAGCGUCUCUGCUAAAUGACUAAAAUGUAAAAUGUAAAUGUAAGAAAGUGCAAUGUCAUAAUUGGAUAAACAAAUGAUUGUGUUGAUAAAGAUAUCUCUCCUCCUCUUCCUCAGCUGGCAGCUAUUAAACUGGCGCGGUACGGUGAAGACCUGCUGUUCUAUCUGUACUACAUGAACGGAGGAGACCUGCUACAGCUCCUGGCAGCGGUAGAGCUGUAAGUGCUGUAGGAUCACUACAGAAGGCACUUUCACUUAGGCACUCUCUAGAGAGGUGUCUUUGAACAUGGAUCAUAUCUAAAUAAGACUAAUAAGAUUUAAUUAGCACACCUUAACUUCCCAGGAUCACCUUUUUGGUUUCUUUCAGUAGUUGUCCAUAGUUUCUAUAUGUUGUUAUCUUUACUGACUCACUGUGCGUUAAUGGCAUCUCUCUCUCUCUCCUGGCUGUGUCUGGUGUUGGUGCAGGUUUAACCGGGACUGGCGGUACCACAAGGAGGAGCGGGUGUGGAUCACGCGGGCGCCGGGCAUGGAGCCCACACUAAAGACCAACACCUACGAGAGGGGGACCUACUACUUCUUUGAUUGUCUUAACUGGAGGAAGGUAGCCAAGGUAAAGGUAUUGGCUUUAGUAUCUGCUACCCUCAAUCAAUACAGUUAACAUGAAGAGAAAGUGCUGUGUGUGCUAUUUAGAUUUACGUGUUUGGCUUGAGUUGUGAAUCUCCUUUGAUGGAGUUACGUGGAAGUAUUUUUUUAGGAACUUGUACGUGUUUAACGUUGGUUCAAGAUAGUCCUUCUGUAUCUCUCUGUUACUGGUGAUGUCUGUCACACUGAGUUAUCAGCUCUUGAUAUUGAUGAUCAGUAGCCUCACUCAGGCAAUAUAAACUCAACAGGGAUCUUCCGUCUCCAUUGCUGAUUAUAUUUUCUCUAUCCCUCCAGGAGUUCCACCUGGAGUACGAAAAGCUAGAAGAGAGGCCACACGUCCCGUCUACCUUCAACUACAACCCAGCUCAGCAGGCAUUCUGAGGCCCAGCCCAGUACAGUCCCAGGGGGACCGGUGUCUCUGCAUGCCUUCCUCCCUGCCUGAGGAGGAGGGUGCGCUGCAGCCCAGGCAUCCAUCCUGGUUUUUAUUCCUUGAGGAUCUGGCUAAAAUGACUUCAGAGGAGGCGCUCACCACCGCGUAAGGGUGGGGAAAACUGAGCCCUGCCUUUCCCAAAUGAUGUGCUGCCCAAACACCUCCACUUGUUCUGUUUUUAUUCCUUUAGUUUCCUAAUUUUGGUUUUGUUUUUGAGCAGGGUCUGUGUUUUGUUUACGUCUCUGAAUCAGAAGCCUGUUUGGUCCAAGGUAGGAAAACUGACGAUACCGACACACUUUACAGUGACAGAACAAGAGUUAUGCCUCAUUCCCCC